ACCUCAGGAGUUUCCCAAAACCCAGCGCGGCAGGCCUUAACCGCACUAAGAUGGCGACUCCCAUGCAUCGGCUCAUAGCCCGGAGACAAGCUGAAGCAAAUAAGCAACAUGUAAGAUGUCAGAAAUGCUUGGAAUUUGGACACUGGACUUAUGAAUGCACAGGAAAAAGAAAAUACCUACACAGGCCUUCAAGAACAGCAGAACUAAAGAAAGCUUUAAAAGAAAAAGAAAACAGAUUAUUAUUACAACAAAGCAUUGGAGAAACUAACAUAGAAAGAAAGACCAAGAAAAAAAGGUCUAAGAGUGUAACCAGUUCCAGUAGCGAUAGCAGUGACAGUUCAGCCAGUGAUUCUUCAUCAGAGAGUGAAGAAACGUCUACCUCAUCCUCCUCAGAGGACAGUGACACUGAUGAAAGCUCCUCCAGUUCAUCGUCUUCUGCCUCUUCCACAAGCUCGUCCUCGUCCUCUGAUUCAGACUCAGAUUCCAGCUCUUCCAGCAGCAGCAGCACCAGCACAGAUAGCAGCUCUGAAGAUGAACCACCGAAGAAGAAGAAAAAGAAAUAGAAUUGCUCCAUCCAUAUUGGACUGAUGGACUGAAAACAUUAAUCUGAUUCUCAGAAGGGAAUUUAGACUAUGUUAAAGCCAAAUAGGUUAACUGGCCAAAAUUUCUAGAAGUUUAUAAAUGUUUUACAUUGUAAGAGCAUAAAAGGUAUUAAUAAUAAUGGAUUAUAUAUAUAUACACUUUUUUAUUUUAAGGGUGAAUCUUGUUUUUCUUUUUUAUCUUUAAAAUAUAUCUCUAAAACUUAAAGCUGAAAUCCAGUAAAUCUGAUUUUGUGAUAAAACUUAUGUUUUCUCCCUGAAAUGACCAGUUUUCUCCCUGAAAUGAAUGCUAUACUUUAUUAUAUGUUAGUGUUAUGUAUCAGACAUGUGUUCAGAAUAAUGCAUCAGAGUAUCUGGCAGUGUUUUUUCUAAUGCUUUUGGCCAUGUGUCGUAAUGUCAGGUUUAAUAUGUUGUUACUAUAAGCUUACGCCUUUUCCUACUGUUAUAAAUGUGCUCUAUUUUUA
This is a messenger RNA of Rhinolophus ferrumequinum (greater horseshoe bat), 1063 nucleotides long. RefSeq names its product zinc finger CCHC-type containing 10 (gene ZCCHC10). Bases 51 to 563 code for a protein of 170 amino acids. Gene Ontology annotation, molecular function: zinc ion binding; nucleic acid binding. The transcript is spliced from 4 exons. NCBI's taxonomy places the organism in Eukaryota, Metazoa, Chordata, Mammalia, Chiroptera, Rhinolophidae. The record is from RefSeq and is a predicted model, not a curated record.